UAGACGCCUUAAGAGGUGAUCGCUCGUGAAUGGGUUGCCAGUUUCUUAAUGGCUAUGACCGAUCUAUGCAAAUAAGUGUCACCCACGCUCUCUAUUGAUGGAUCCAUGUGGGAUAGACAAACUUGCAGUUGUGACACUCUCGGCGCCUUUAAACGGAAUGUGAAAGGGUUGAAGAGAAUCACCGUCAUCUCCUAGUGUGAAGUUGUGAAGAUAACCUAUGACCUUGUCUUGACAAGCGCGAAGACUUCCAAUGCGAAAACAGACACCAAGAUUUCGGCCGACUUGUUGGAAGAGAAGCGGAUUUUUCACGCUCCUUUCGCUCCAAUAAUUGUCCAAGACGAUGUUCAUGAUAAUAGUGGUGAUCAUGAGGGAACAUCAAAUCCGGCAUUGAAAAAGAAAUGAAAUGCUUGUAUCGAUUUGGAGGGAUUUCACAAUCUUGAUCUACGGAGUGAUUGAGAAACAGUGAAGUCCCCGUCGACCAUAGUGGUCCUUUGAUACCCUGAAAAGAUCUUUCGAGGCGAUCUUUUCAAAGAGUUGGGUGAAAACAUCUUUCGUGCUGCCAUUGAGACGAAAGAAAGUUUUGGCAAACAAGUGAAGACAAAUUGAGGCCCAUUGUAUGCCAAACACACAUAAGCCCCCCAUGUGCACAUUGGUUGCACCCCAGCCUGUCUUCAAGGAAGUCAUAAUCCUUAGAUGAUUGAUUUCCAUUUCCCCAACCGCCUCACCAAACAAUCUCAUUUUCCUCUUCGACGUGAAUCUCAAGUCCUAGUGUCCCAUUAACACACUCGAACGAGAGAAGAGAAAGAAGGAGGAUUGUUGCAUUUGGAGAAGCCGGAAGCUGGCUUCCCACCCUAACGUGAAUACGAUUGUGUGGCUUCUCUCCCUUGGAAGUAGGUAGUACUAAACACUCUGGAACAUUAACAGUGGAUUUUGUGUGUGUGGUGGUGGUGGUAGAGAGGUGAUGAAGGUGGUGGACUCGGCUCACCUCAUUGCACUUCUUGUGUUUCUUGUUUGAGAUUCGGCUCAGUCGGCGCUCCGGUCUCUCUCCCCUUUGUGAUAUUUUUUCGUGGACAAAAGUGCAAAAAUCAUACUCAAAAGUAUUGGGGGAACGAACACUAGACUAAUUGGAUAUGGAAAGAGGUCCUGAACCCUUCCCAGAAUCCAAACAAAUCUUCGAAAACUUGAAGCUCCCGAAACAUACAUAUUGCCGAAUAAGAGCGGAGAAAACAUCAUACGUUCUGCAGGUUCUCUUCAAUAAGCUGACAAGCCUGAUUGUGAGAGGGCGAAGGCUAUUAUUAUUGUUAUUACAUGACAUGAAAUUUUCACAUGGCGCCUCAAGGACCAUUAGCCAGAGCUCUAGUACCACGUCUACUCCACUUGCCCUUUAGCAGUGAAUAGACAGUUCAUCUAUCCAUCGGUCGCCCUGUCCUGGUGUGGCGCAAGCAGUUCGCGUGCUAUAAAUAAAUAUUCUGGGAAAAACGAAAACUGGCGAUGAGAAUCGACUUGAAACACUUGGAAGAAGUGGAUAUCUCCUAGAUUGACCUCGGGCUGCGGGCGAACGGACGGACAUGAGGGGGUUCUUGGACAAAAUGGAUCAAAAUAUUGUGCAUGUGAAGAAGGUCCUCUGAGGGAACUUUCACUCGCUCGCUCACUCACUUCCAAGACGUAAAAAAGAUCAACCAAAAACCAAAUAUGACCGCCUGAAGAGAUACUUUCGUCUUUGACUAUGUCCAAAUUAAAUUGGAGUUGGGAAAUCUGUGGUGGCAUUCUUCUUCAUAUCAUCUUUACACAGUCUUAAUUGUACAGACUGCCAGGAUUCAUUGAAAGUAAAGAAUCAGAGAAUCAUUCUCAGAGAAGGAUCCCUCUGCAAGUAACAACUUCUGGUGACACAUUUCCAAGACCAACGGAUGAUCCCAGAUUUCAGUUGCAGAGAAGAAGAAAAAAUCGAGCAAUUAACGCGUGACCACGACAAGUAAGAAAAGUGCCGGAGAAGCAAGAGCAGUUACUUAGCUACAACUUCUGCCUCAGCCAAAACAUCUUACCGUACCAAUCCUCUUUCUCAUCAUCUGUUCUCCGCUUAUUUGGUUGCUUGGUGGCAAGAAAAACUGUUUCAAUUUUCUCACAUAAACAUUCCUUGUCGUUCAUCUCCUCCUCUCUCCAGUGAGUGUUUGGCGGGAGCUUCAUUAAAGUGCAAAACAUUCCUGUGGUCGCCUCAUCAUGCCAGUGGGGUGUCUCAGCUCAGAGCAUCAGGGUUCAAAUCCCGCCAUGGACGUGGUCAUGACCUCGUCCGUAUUGAACACAGUGGAGCAAUUCGCCUUCAUGCAACAUACACUCUUGCUCCAGAUCUUCCGGAUCAACCCGCAUCAAAACGGUUCCUUGAAUGGGGGUGUUUCAUCCCUGGGGGGCUCGAGUAGUGGCAAUAGUUGCUCUUCUCCCAAUGGACGACAUUCUUCGUCGGGAAGUGGCCGAAGCUCGGUGAUGAGUGACAUGCCACCCUGCCCAACUUGUAUAGCCUUUAGUGAUCAGUGCUGUCAGACCGACAAUGGAAUGCUGUUGUAUCAGGAAUUCCUGGAGAUCAAUCUCCAAUGCUAUUGGGAUGCUAAAUUGUCAGAGGCGCUUGCCAAUCUCAGGUACCAAGGGUAUGUUUGUCCAGGAAUCCUGGUUCUCUUGGCCAACAAUUCGUCGUUGGAACUGAUUGCAGAUGCUUGGAAGCGACGACUCUUGUUAUCGCCACCCACGUGUCGCAUCUCUCAAUUUGGCCUCUCCAAUGGAUGCGUGGUGAAACCGGUGCUCCAGACCAAUUGCAUCUCAUUACAAGAUAUAUUAUGCCUGAUUUUGGCCAGAUUGAAACAACGGAACCAGACCGCAGAUAUGAUAACCCUUUGUGACGCCGUUGAGAACGAUUGGUCUGGUGCCAAUCAAAACGAGCAUCUCAAGGAAUCCAUUCACGCCGCUCUUGGGCAGCUCAUCAAGCAAAGAAAGGUCUACUACACCGGAAAAGGCUAUUUCUUGGUCAAUCCUACGGAUGUGAGUGUGAACCCAUUGCGUAUCUUCGGCAACCGAUUCAGCCGAUUCCGUCACUCAAUCCGCGAUAAAGCUACAUUUAAUGGAUUUGGCCAUGAUUCCAAAUCGCCAAUGAUUGACCAAGAGGUCCAAACCUCGGAUAGCGUUGGGAACUCGCCUAAUGGCAAAGCUAUCAACAGCUUCGAUCAGUCUUCAUCGUCCAGCGCCUCAUCGCCCACAAGAGGCAAUGAGUCGUCACCCACUUCUUUCACCUUGGAGCGAAGCCAAUCGUUGAGAGUCUCGAAGAAGUCCAUGAGAAACAUGUCCAAAGGAGGCUCAUUAAGGCUCUCGAAGAAAGACGCCCUGAUCUUCAAGGAAGAUGGGGAAACCAUUCCUGACGCUCCUAUUCAAAUUGAAGAACCACAAGAUACGCGGAUUGCAUCACCACCAAAAGUAUUCGAGAGAAAGAACUCGUUCUUAGGGAAAUUUUUCAACAAGAAAAAGAGCCAACCCCAAGUCAAGCCCCAAAUAGUCACAUUCUCUGCUCAAUUCCCACCCCCCGAACUCCAAGUGGAAACCGGGCCUCAAACCCCGAUCUAUUCCCAAAUCAAGAAACGUGACGAGCCACAGACCGAAACCACUUCACCCAGAGCUCAGGUCAGGAAUGGUCCCAACGGGAACUUUGUCAUGUACGAGCGAGGAGGCAUGGAUCCCAAUCCUCGGUUGUUCCAAGCCAAUCCACAAUACCGCUCUAGUCCAACGAGGCCCAUGCUAACCCAAUCUGGAUGUUCCACCCCCAAUAAUGGGUCCAUUUACGGACAGAGAUCCCCAAUAUAUGGGACCGUUUCUCCGAUGUACAAUAAUGGACCAACCCGAUCUGGCGGGCCUUUGGAAAGCAUGUACAGUAACCCUCCUCCACCCAUGCCCUAUCGGCCCUCACCCCCACCAACGAGCUCGUAUCAAAACAGAGCUCCUAGUCCCGCCAUGACUCAGUACCAAAACAACGCGAACCUCAACCAAAGCAUGUAUGGCAAUGCUCGGAUGCCCGAUCCGCUCAAUAUGAACUCAUCCAACCAUCCACGCUUGAUCCAUCCUCGAUCCCCGGCCUUGAUGAGACAUUCGCCUUUAGCCAUGAGGACCACUCCGUCGCCCUCGGCAGCCGUUCCCAAUUCCUCCCCACAGGCUCCCAUUCCGAGAAGGAACGAGGUCACCCCCAACACUUAUCGAAGGAACAAUAUGUUUGGCUCUUCUGAUCCCAGUAUGGGGAGUAGUAGUAGCUCCGGUCCCAGUUCCAUUGAUUCACAGCAACCAUUGUCCUCCUCCACGCUACCAAGUCAUCGAGGAAACAACCAUUUGUACGAUGAUACCUUGGUUGUGAUCGAAAAGAGCAACCAGGAGUUGGAACUCAGGCUGGAUCGGAGCCAACCCAAUUCUCCAUUGAAAACAUCCAGGCGUCAACUGACCCAUCCAAGGGUGGAUACUAUUCACAACAAUCGAAAUCUGUCCCAGGAAGUGAUUUUCGAGAUCGAAUCCGGCUCCGAUCUCUCACGAACAUCCUCGCAAUCCACGAUCAAAAAUAAUGACAUGAAAGACAUUGUGGCUCCGAGUUAUCCCAGUCUCAAUAACUUGUCCAUCAACGACAUUGAUACGAACUUCAAAAGCCUCACGGCUCAAAAAUUGAUGGCGGGACUUAGUUUUAAUAGCAUUGACACGCUUAUCGAAGUGAACGCCGUGGCUGAUGCCAGGGGUACUAUGAAUGAAUCGACCGAAACCGUGGAUUUCGGCGUGAUUUAGAAAGAAUCCGAUCGAUCCUAGCAUUUUGUGCUUGGAAAAAUAUACUUUUAUGUGUCAUAA
Messenger RNA from Tigriopus californicus, 4857 nucleotides. RefSeq lists its product as uncharacterized. The transcript is spliced from 5 exons. Gene Ontology annotation, cellular component: cytoplasm; nucleus. Gene Ontology annotation, molecular function: DNA-binding transcription activator activity, RNA polymerase II-specific; RNA polymerase II transcription regulatory region sequence-specific DNA binding. The record is from RefSeq and is a predicted model, not a curated record. The coding region runs from base 2218 to 4797 and encodes 859 amino acids. NCBI's taxonomy places the organism in Eukaryota, Metazoa, Arthropoda, Copepoda, Harpacticoida, Harpacticidae. Gene Ontology annotation, biological process: positive regulation of transcription by RNA polymerase II.